Molecule: messenger RNA, 6170 nt
Organism: Xenopus laevis (African clawed frog)
Lineage: Eukaryota; Metazoa; Chordata; Amphibia; Anura; Pipidae
Gene: ehmt1.L
Product: euchromatic histone-lysine N-methyltransferase 1 L homeolog
Exons: 27
Coding region: 736-4452 (1238 amino acids)
Biological process (GO): chromatin remodeling; negative regulation of transcription by RNA polymerase II
Cellular component (GO): chromosome; nucleus; chromatin
Molecular function (GO): p53 binding; protein-lysine N-methyltransferase activity; histone H3K9 methyltransferase activity
Source: RefSeq, a predicted model, not a curated record
UACAGGGACUUCCAGUGUAGGCCUCAGCCUUCAAGUGUCCUACCUAGGCCUGCUCUCAUAUCCUUUGUGUAGCUCACACUGGGGCUGGGGGUUCCUGGGCCUGUAAGCCCUUUGUUUGACUGCAUGGAUUAGUCUGUAAAUACUGGUGUGUGUGUUGUCUCUGAGGAUCCCCCUGUCUCUUGCACUGCAACUCCUUCCCAACAAGCCGGUUUUCUUUCACUUGUGUUUGAUGUCUAUGGAAGCUGGGGCCUUGAGUGUUGGGGUCUUCUCUAAGCUCAGGGUAUAGUCAAGUCGUGUGUAUUCUUGCACUCAGGAUUGUGUCUCUGAGACACUCAACUGGCUUCCAUACAAACCAACAACUGGCUUCAGCUCCUGCCCCCCUUUACCUACGCUGUGUGCACUGCUGAAUUUGUUGUUGACUUAAGGUUUCAUCAGGCUGGGGCUGCUACAAAAAUUAGGCCUGUGUAAUAAGAUCAGAUAAACUUUCUACAAAUUACUGCAUGUAUCAAUUAGCAGCGGCAAAAUAAUGUUAGAAUCCUGCACAGCCAUUAGUUCUGCCCCCAAACUUUUGGGCAUCCCCACUCUACAGGGCCCGAAGCAGUGGAUGGGAGAGUCCAGUCUGAUGACAAUUUUGGGCGAGUAGACCCAAGCCAAACGGAGUCGAGGAACGACUUAUUCCUGAAGACGGACUUGUUGAAAGCAGUCACCAACAGCCAAGAGGAAGUAUCUGAAGCCAUGGCCGGUGAUGAAAACCUGCCGGACAAGCAGAUUGGUGAAACCAAUGGAUCUUGUGAAAAGAACGAGUCUAAGGACCACGGUUUAUUGCCACUCCCUGCCCCGGACAGCACAAAACUCCCGCACCAAGACUCUGUUUUUAAAGCUUUUCGAGUGGCGGAGAAUGGGGUGUGUGACAGAGACACGGAGGAUGUCAGACAGUACCCCUUAAAAGAAAGUAACCCCACACAGACAUCAGUAACAGGAAGUAAUGGGUACAUUUUAAACAAACCUGCCAUUUUGGAGCAGCCAUUAAGGACUUCAAACUUGUCACCUCUAAGUGGUCAUGCUGCUAAAACUAUACCAGUGGCUGCCAGCAAACCCAAAGCAGCUUCUAACGUUUAUGUCCCUCCUGCCCCUUCUCCUGUCCCCCCCAAUCCUGGGGAUUCUGGACUGGUUGAGAAUACCAAGCAACAGGACAGUGCUUUACCUGAUCUGAAGGUUCACCGUGCACGAAAAUCUCUUCCGAAGACAGGCGUCAGUUUGCCUGUACAUAAAGAGCCCAAAGAACCAUCCGAACAGGACGAAACCAAGGAAGAGAGCGAGGCCAAAAAUGGUUUAGACGAUGACAAAGAGGAACCCCCGUCUCCCUCAUCUGCCCCCCAACAGCUGCUACCUCAGGGUCAAAACUCUGUCACCUCUGCCAAGUCACUCUCAGCUGCACUGGUGUGUCGGAAGAAGAAACGGCGGAUGGGCAUGUACAGCCUCGUACCCAAGAAGAAGACCAAAAUGCUCAAGCAAAGAAGUGUGUUGGAGAUGUUCCGAAACAUCACCUAUGCCUCUUCCAGUCCCAAGAGUGAGAAGGAAUCCGAUGUUCCCCAUGUAAAUGGCGAAAGCAUGGAGAUGGAUUCCGAAGAUGAGGACUCCGAAGACAUGGAGGAAGAGGACUACCACAGUUCAGAGACUCCUGUUUCGGAAAGCCAGGAAGAGCCCUGCGCUCCUAAAGAGACCAUGUCAGAAGCAGACAGCUCCAAGAAGGUCGAUGAGGUUGAUUCUGAAGGAGAUGAAGAUGUGGAGUCUGCGGAUUCUGUGGAGGAGGAAGAUGAUGGAGAGGACUCUGAUUUAAGCUCAGAGUCGAGUUUAAGGAAGAAGCAAGAAAAGAAGACGAGCCUGCCCAAAAGCUUGUGGAUGAAAGUUUCUAGGAGACGGAAGAGGAAGAACAAGGAAAAUCCCAACCCGCUUCAUGCUUCAUUGGGAGAGAAUCGGGAAGCCAACACGGAAUACACGGAAGUGUCACUAGACUACUUGGACCUGCACGUUAAAGAGAUGAUAUCUCCGCAGUCUAACGAUCUCUCUAAUGGCUCGGAAGCCAUGGAAAUGGACAGCCUUCAGGGGAUCCCCCUCUGCAGCUGCCGGAUGGAAACCCCCAAAGAAGAGGAGGUGUCUUCAGAGGCUGGAGACCAUUGCAUGGCCACUGAGAGCACUAGCCAAGAGCUGGGUCGGUGCGGGAACAUGGUGGCAAAGUAUGAGUUAAUGAGGCCGUCUAACAAGGUGCGGCAUCUGGUGCUGUGCGAGGAUCACCGGGGCAAGAUGGUCAAACACCAGUGUUGUCCUGGCUGCGGUUACUUCUGCACAGCAGGGACCUUCAUGGAAUGCCAGCCGGACAGCACAAUCUCCCACAGAUUCCACAAGGACUGCGCCACUCGGGUCAACAACUCCAGCUACUGCCCACACUGCGGGGAGGAGGCCUCCAAAGCAAAGGAAGUGACCAUCGCAAAGGCAGACACCACCUCCACCGUGUCCUCUGUGACCUACGAGCAGGAGAAAGGCAGCACGAUGGACGGCCAAGCAGACACUACAACGGACAGUGAGGUUACCACCCAAAAGACAUUGGAGGAGAGUAAACCAGAAGCACCCUCUUCCCUCCCUGGAGGAACGCCUGAGCCCAUCGAGACCCCCAGUAUGGGGAAACCUCCCGCUCUCUCUCAGGGGCCUGUCAAGGAGACAUUGGAAAGCGCUCUACUUGCUUUGGACGCAGAAAAGCCAAAGAAACUGCGUUUUCAUCCAAAGCAGCUGUAUUUUUCUGCUAGGCAAGGAGAGUUGCAGAAAGUUCUGAUGAUGCUGGUGGAUGGUAUCGACCCCAACUACAAAAUGGAGCAGCACAGUCGGAGAACGCCACUUCAUGCAGCAGCAGAGAUGGGCUACAUGGACAUCUGCCACAUGCUUAUACAGGCUGGGGCCAACCUAGACAGCUGCUCGGAGGAUCAACGGACCCCCCUGAUGGAGGCAUCCGAAAAUAAUCAUCUAGAUACUGUGAAAUACCUUGUGAAGGCAGGAGCCCUACUUGACCCUAAGGAUUCUGAUGGCUCCACUUGUCUGCAUCUGGCGGCCAAGAAGGGUCAUUACGAGGUGGUGAAAUAUCUCCUCUCCUCCGAGAGAACAGAUGUCAACUGUCAGGAUGAUGGAGGCUGGACCCCAAUGAUAUGGGCUACGGAGUACAAGCAUGUGGAAAUCGUGAAACUGUUACAUUCCGCCCGUGCGGACGUCAAUAUCCGUGAUAAUGAGGAGAACAUCUGCCUGCACUGGGCUGCCUUUGCCGGCUCCGUUGAGAUUGCGCAAAUCCUCUUGGCUUCCAAAUGUGACCUCCGAGCUAUGAAUAUCCACGGGGACUCCCCACUCCAUAUUGCCGCCCGUGAGAACCGCCAUGAAUGCGUCAUGCUCUUUCUCUCUCAUGGCUCGGAAGUGGGAUUGAAGAACAAAGAGGGAGAGACCCCACUGGAGUGCUCGGCUCCGAACUCCGACGUUUGGGCAGCUCUUGACAAGUGCCAGACCUUGCAGGAGAAACCCACACUGCAGGAGGUGGUGGUGGACAGGGAUAUAUCCCGUGGGUAUGAAAAUAUCCCCAUCCCUUGCGUCAACGCUGAAGACUCUGAGCUGUGUCCCACCAACUAUAAAUACGUCUCUCAGAACUGUGUAACUUCACCCCUGAACAUAGACAGAAACAUUACCCAUCUGCAGUACUGUGUGUGCAUCGAUGACUGUUCCUCUAGCAACUGUAUGUGUGGGCAGCUGAGCAUGAGAUGCUGGUAUGACAAGAGCGGACGCUUGUUACCGGAGUUCAAUAUGGUGGAGCCCCCGCUGAUCUUUGAAUGUAACCACGCCUGCUCCUGCUGGCGAAACUGUCGCAAUCGUGUGGUUCAAAAUGGCUUGAAGAUAAGAUUGCAACUGUUCCGCACCAAAAACAAGGGCUGGGGUGUGCGAUCCCUGCAAGACAUUCCCCAGGGAACAUUUGUAUGCGAGUAUGUGGGGGAGCUGAUUUCAGAUGUAGAGGCUGAUGUUCGAGAAGAUGACACCUAUCUUUUUGAUCUUGAUAACAAGGACAGAGAUAUUUACUGCAUUGACGCCCGUUUCUACGGCAACAUCAGCCGAUUUAUCAACCAUCUCUGUGAGCCGAACCUGCUUCCGGUGCGAGUUUUCAUGUCCCACCAGGACUUGCGUUUUCCCCGGAUAGGCUUUUUCAGCAGUCGGCACAUCAGCGCCGGAGAAGAGAUUGGGUUUGAUUAUGGCGACCGAUUCUGGGAUGUUAAGGGCAAACUCUUCAGCUGCCAGUGCGGUUCCCCCAAGUGCAAGCACCCACUUUCCCAGUGCCAGUCUUUCACCCCCACAGAAAGUCAGCCGGAGAGUGACUUACCUGACACUAGCUCAACCACCCCACCAAGUCCUUUGCAGCCACAGUGACGUACAGAGACCCUUUAUUGAAAAUCUGUAAGCAUUGAGGGAGCGUCGGACUUGGGCUCAGACAUAUUUUCACCACCCCUCUACUUGCUUCAUGGUUUCUAAGUCUUUUGGAGAAACGGCAGGUAAGAGAGGAGACUUUCUAAUGAACUUCUGUCCUGAUUCACCCAUUCCCUGCCGGAGAGAACUGCAAAGAAGCGCUCAGCAGCUGGAGCAAAUCAAAGGCCAGUGCUCUGGCUGCGAAGAGGUUAUCAAGUAAAAGUAUUUUCGCCCCCGAGGGGGAAGAAUUGUAUUAGUCCCCUCUCUCUUGUCACUCACACUUGCACACACUCGAGCAAAUUAAAUGUAAUGUGUUUAUUCUUCUUAUUCGGCACGCCGGCAGCCUUGGGCAAGGCGGAGAGAUUGGACGGGGGAAAGAAAAGAUCUAUUGACAUUUCUACCCAACAUGAAAGAAUCCGCUGAAGGGGAAGAAGCCGAAUGCAGAAUGACCGCUCUCCGCAGAUAAUGCAAGGUCUUACAACACGUACAUCGGUUUUCACUGGAAAGGGGGAUUUAGUUUUUGUAUUAUUCCUUUGGUUACAAAUGUCCGAGGACAAAACGGUAACACCGAACAUCGUUUUUUUUUUAUUUGAUUUUGCAAUUAUCCAAAAAUCUCAGGACUGAAAAUAGUUACGGCCGACGCGUUUUGGUGGCAUCUGAAAGGAACAAACUCGGUAUUCCCGAGUAGGAACGCGUCAUUUAUCAUCAACUGUGCCCUCCUGCCUCCAGUCGGUGGGCUGGGGUUGUUUCGUUAGUCUGUAGGGAAGGGAGGCAACUAUUUGGGAAGGGGCGGUAAAGCAUGCUCAUUCGAGGCAAAAGUUGAAGCUCCGUUGGACUGAUGAAGACCCCCGAUGAGUUGAGCAUGGGCCUAUAUGCCGUCAAAAGUACGGCACCCCAGAAAUGAGCAACCCUUGCCUGCUCCAUUCCUGGCUCUUGAAAUUUAUUUUGAAAAUCCAGUUACAGUUGGUCCAUUUUAUCUGGAGACAUUUAACGUCAACAAUUUGUGGACAAUGCGAUAGUCUCUUAGCUUUAAGGUCUGCUAGUUAGCUUCAACAUGUUUGAUCCAAAUAGGUACCAUAAGCAUCCCCAAGGCUGAUUGGUUGCUGCCACAACCAUAAACAAUUUCUUCAUUUUUACGUUUGCUGCUUCUGAUCCCCCCCCAGAAGAUGGUUAUUGGCAAGCUCUGUAGAAGACCGUUAUCUCCCUGUCUUUGAGGCUCUGUGCCCAACGCUCAAGUCGUAGUUUGAGGCUCCUCAAGAGUUGCCGUGUGGGUCUAGUGACAUUUUAGAGGUGGAAUUUGAGGGGGGAAUAAAAAAAAAAAAUCAGUUCCAGUACACAUUUUUUUCACGGCGGAAAAACACAUUACCUUGUAUUUUCAAUUCUAAAUAAAGAAAAAAAAAAUUAAAAAAAAAAAAAAAUUAAAAAUAAAAAUAUUCCUACGUAAUCUUUUUACUGAAAAAAUAAAACCCAUUUUGGAGUAAAAAGGUGCUGACAAUGCUUAUGAUUUUUAUGCUGAACAGAUCUAAUGUUAUCAAUUGUACCAUAAACUGAUUUUAGGAUAAAGUACCAGAAGAAACGUUUUUUUUUUUAAAUGGUUAGUAUUAUCGUAGUGUGAAUAAAAAUUCUUUUGUAUUUUGGGUUUUUUUUUUUUCCGUUACCUGAAAUAAAACAACUGACUGCAA